Molecule: messenger RNA, 1113 nt
Organism: Trichoderma aggressivum f. europaeum
Lineage: Eukaryota; Fungi; Ascomycota; Sordariomycetes; Hypocreales; Hypocreaceae
Exons: 4
Coding region: 1-1113 (370 amino acids)
Biological process (GO): D-amino acid catabolic process
Cellular component (GO): cytoplasm
Molecular function (GO): D-amino-acid oxidase activity; FAD binding
Source: RefSeq, a predicted model, not a curated record
AUGGUGAACGUGAUUGUCGUUGCAGGGGCCGGCGUGAGUGGUCUCACUUCAGCACUUCUCCUUUCGAGGAGCAAGGCCAACAAGGUCACCGUGGUUGCAAAGCACAUGCCGGGUGAUUAUGAUGUUGAAUAUGCCUCACCUUGGGCCGGAGCAAAUGUGCUUCCAAUGGCCGACGAGGAGAAUAGUCGAUGGGAGCGUCGUACUUGGCCAGAGUUGAAGCGCCUGACGGAACAAGUUCCCGAAGCGGGAAUUCACUUUCAGAAAGCCCGUGUUUAUAGAAGAGUCAAGGAUACGGAAGCUCCCGGAUAUCAUCUAUCCGACCAUCUGUUCUCGACAGACCCUUGGUACAAAUCGGUGCUCCCUGAUUUCCGCGAACUGAGCCAAGACGAAGUCAUCCCGGGCCACGAUUCGGGAUGCGAGUUUACAAGCGUGUGCAUCAACACGGCCGUCUACCUCCCAUGGCUCGUCGGCCAGUGUCUCAAGAACGGCGUCGUGUUCAAAAGAGUCGUCUUGACGGACAUUCGCGACGCAAAGUCGCUCAGUCACACCGGCCAGCCGGCAAACAUCAUCAUCAACGCUACGGCCUUGGGGUCUCUCAAGCUCGGGGGUGUCGAGGAUACCACCAUGGCACCUGCUCGUGCGCAGAUUGUCCUCGUGCGGAACGAGUGCCAUCCCAUGAUUGCCACGUCGGGAACUGACGACAGCUCUACGGAGAUAUCGUACAUCAUGCAGCGCGCCGCCGGCGGAGGCACGGUUCUCGGCGGGACGUACGACGUCGGUAACUGGGAAUCUGCGCCCGAUCCAAACAUUGCGGUUCGCAUCAUGAAGAGGGCGGUAGAAGCUGCGCCGGGGCUGACGGGGGGGAAGGGGAUUGAGGGGCUGAGCGUGAUUAGACAUGGCGUGGGUUUGCGGCCGUGGAGGAAGAACGGGGUGAGGAUUGAGGAGGAGGGUUUGGAUGGGGAGACUUCGAUUGUGCAUAAUUAUGGGCAUGCGGGAUGGGGGUAUCAGGGCUCGUAUGGAUGUGCGGAGAGGGUUGUUGAGCUGGUGAAUGAGAUUCGGGAGAGGAAUGGGGAGGAUGUGAGUGGUGAAGGCAAGGUGUUUUCAUGGGCUUAA